Lolium rigidum is the source of this 729-nucleotide messenger RNA. Its product is annotated as non-specific lipid-transfer protein 2B-like. NCBI's taxonomy places the organism in Eukaryota, Viridiplantae, Streptophyta, Magnoliopsida, Poales, Poaceae. Gene Ontology annotation, biological process: lipid transport. Gene Ontology annotation, cellular component: membrane. The coding region runs from base 99 to 461 and encodes 120 amino acids. The transcript has a single exon. Gene Ontology annotation, molecular function: lipid binding. The record is from RefSeq and is a predicted model, not a curated record.
UCGUAUCCUCCUCACCCACCAUCACUUGCUCCAUCUAGCAAAUCUAGCUAGCCACCUCAUCUCCAGCUACCCAGCACACCACUAGCUCGAGGUAAGAGAUGGCCCGCGCUGCAGCUGCCCAGAUCGUGGUGGUCGCCAUUGUGGCGGCGAUGCUCCUCUCGGCACCUUAUGCCGCCAACGCCGCCGUCUCCUGUGGUCAGGUGAGCUCUGCCUUGAGCCCCUGCAUGGCCUAUGCUAAAGGCGGCGCCUCCCCGUCCGCAGGCUGCUGCAGCGGCGUCAAGAGCCUCGCCAACUCCGCCAAGAGCACCGCCGACAAGCGUGCCGCCUGCAACUGCCUCAAGAAAUUGGUCAGCGGCAUUAGCGGGAUCAAGGCCGGUAACGCUGCCAGCAUCCCGUCCAAGUGCGGCGUCAGCAUCCCCUACGCCAUCAGCACCUCCGUCAACUGCAACAGCAUCAACUGAUCCAUCCGCCACUCCUCGCCGGCGUCACACACUUUUACACCUACUAUAUUAUACAUACUGAAUAAAAGCUCUCAUGCAUCUCCCCGUCAGAGAUUGAUCGAGCAGUAUAGCCAGCCCUCCGUGGCCGGCCGGCAUUGUAUCGGUGUUUCGUUGUUCCCUUCUCUCCCUUUGAGGAGAAUCCAUCGAGAGUUUGCUUUCCAUUACCAUAUUUAUGCACUGCCAGUGUAGUGUCUGGAUUAAUAUAUUUAUUCCGAUAUUAUUUCGUCAA